Molecule: messenger RNA, 7374 nt
Organism: Phacochoerus africanus (Common warthog)
Lineage: Eukaryota; Metazoa; Chordata; Mammalia; Artiodactyla; Suidae
Gene: CEMIP
Product: cell migration inducing hyaluronidase 1
Exons: 29
Coding region: 266-4351 (1361 amino acids)
Source: RefSeq, a predicted model, not a curated record
AGCGCAGCGCGGUGCAGCCCUGCCAAGCUUGGCGAGCGCAAGCGGCACGGCGGGCGUCAGCGGCGGGACGCUUGGGGCCAGCGAGGCUGAGCGCGGCCGGAGGCUGAGACCAGCUUUCCCAGACGAACUACCAAUCGGCUUGCCCACGUCCGGGGAGCUUGCUGGGCCCAUCAGUGUGCUACCCGACCGCGCCGGCUGCUGCGCUCCUGGCCUACGAAUCGUGGCACUGUCUCGGCUACCGACCCGGAGGGAGCACUCUGCCAGGAUGGGAGCUGCUCACAGGCCAGACGUCUCCUUCAAGGCAAUGCUGACAAUCAGCUGGUUCAUCCUGGCCCACUUCCCUGACCCCGCAUCCACAGUGGCAGCUGAGUGCCCUGAUCAGUGGCCAGAGCUGCAGCCCUGGAACCCUGGCCAUGACCCGGACCACUGUGUGUACAUUGGCCAGGGCAGAACCCUGCUGCUCACCUCUUCGGCCACAGUCCAGUCCAUCCACAUCUCAGAGGGAGGAAAACUAGUCAUUAAAGACCAAAACGAGGCCAUUGUUCUGCGCACCCGGCACAUCCUGAUUGACAACGGGGGAGAAAUGCAUGUUGGGAGUGCCCUCUGCCCCUUCCAGGGCCAUUUUAGCAUCGUUUUGUAUGGAAGGGCUGAUGAAGGCACCCAGCCGAACCCUUACUUUGGCCUCAAGUACAUUGGCGUGGACAAAGGAGGUACCCUUGAGUUGCAUGGGCAGAAGAAGCUCUCUUGGACCUUUCUGAACAAGACUCUUCACCCAGGUGGCAUGGAGGAGGGAGGCUAUUUUUUUGAAAGGACCUGGGGUCACCGUGGCAUCAUUGUUCAUGUCAUCGACCCCAAAUCAGGGACCGUCAUCCAUUCUGACCGGUUUGAUACCUAUAGAUCCAAGAAAGAGAGUGAACGUCUGGUCCAGUAUUUAAACGCAGUGCCUGACGGCAGGAUCCUCUCUGUUGCGGUGAAUGAUGAAGGGUCUCGAAACCUGGAUGACAUGGCCAGGAAGGCAAUGACCAAACUGGGGAGCAAACACUUCCUUCACCUUGGAUUCAGACACCCUUGGAGUUUCAUAACUGUGAAAGGAAAUCCCUCUUCUUCCGUGGAAGACCACAUUGAGUAUCACGGACACCGUGGCUCCGCGGCUGCCCGGGUAUUCAAGCUCUUCCAGACGGAGCAUGGCGAGCAUUUCAACGUCUCUUCAUCCAGCGAGUGGGUUCAAGAUGUGGAGUGGACAGAAUGGUUCGAACAUGACCAAGUGUCUUAUGCUAAAGGCGGGGAGAAAAUUUCAGACCUCCGGGCUGUGCACCCAGGAAAAAUCUGCAAUCGCCCCAUCGAUAUUCAGGCCACUACAGUGGAUGGAGUGAACCUUACCACCGAGGUUGUCUACAAGAGAGGCCAGGAUUAUAAGUUUGUGUGCUAUGACCGGGGCCAAGCCUGCCAGAGCUACCGUGUGCGGUUCCUCUGCGGGAAGCCGGUGAGGCCCAAACUCACCGUCACCAUUGACACCAACGUGAACAGCACCAUCCUGAAUCUGGAAGACAAUGUGCAAUCAUGGAAGCCCGGAGAUACCCUGGUCAUUGCCAGUACGGACUAUUCCAUGUACCAGGCAGAAGAGUUCCAGGUGCUUCCCUGCAAAGCCUGUGCCUCCAACCAGGUCAAAGUAGCAGGGAAACCAAUGUAUCUGCACAUCGGGGAGGAGAUAGACGGUGUAGACAUGCGGGCCGAGGUUGGGCUCCUGAGCCGGAACAUCGUGGUGAUGGGGGAGAUGGAGGAUAAAUGCUACCCCUACAGCGACCACAUCUGCGACUUCUUUGACUUCGACACCUUUGGGGGCCACAUCAAGUUUGCACUGGGGUUCAAGGCCGCACACCUGGAGGGCGUGGAGCUGAAGCACAUGGGCCAACAGCUGGUGGGUCAGUACCCAAUUCACUUCCACCUGGUGGGCGAUGUGGAUGAAAGGGGAGGCUACGACCCGCCCACAUACAUCAAGGGCCUCUCCAUCCACCACACCUUCUCUCGCUGUGUCACCGUCCACGGUUCCAAUGGCUUGUUGGUCAAGGACGUGGUGGGCUAUAACUCUUUGGGCCACUGCUUCUUCACGGAAGAUGGGCCAGAGGAACGCAAUACCUUUGACCACUGCCUUGGCCUCCUUGUCAAGUCUGGGACCCUCCUCCCCUCCGACCGCGACAGCAAGAUGUGCAAGAUGAUCACCCAAGACUCCUAUCCCGGCUACAUCCCCAAGCCCCGGCAGGACUGCAAUGCUGUGUCCACCUUCUGGAUGGCCAAUCCCAACAACAACCUCAUAAACUGUGCUGCUGCAGGAUCCGAGGAAACUGGAUUUUGGUUCAUUUUUCACCACGUCCCAACGGGCCCUUCAGCCGGAAAGUACUCUCCAGGUUAUUCGGAGCACGUCCCACUGGGGAAAUUCCAUAACAACCGAGCACACUCCAACUACCGGGCUGGCAUGAUCAUAGACAAUGGAGUCAAAACUACAGAGGCUUCUGCCAAGGAUAAGCGGCCCUUCCUCGCUAUCAUCUCCGCCAGAUACAGCCCCCACCAGGAUGCUGACCCGCUGAAGCCCCGGGAGCCAGCCAUCAUCAAGCACUUCACCGCCUACAAGAACCAGGACCACGGGGCCUGGCUGCGUGGUGGGGACGUUUGGCUGGACAGCUGCCGGUUUGCUGACAAUGGCAUCGGCCUGACCCUGGCCAGUGGUGGAACCUUCCCGUAUGAUGACGGUUCCAAGCAGGAGAUCAAGAACAGCCUGUUUGUUGGCGAGAGUGGCAACGUGGGGACAGAGAUGAUGGACAACAGGAUCUGGGGCCCGGGCGGCUUGGACCACAGCGGAAGGACCCUCCCUAUAGGCCAAAAUUUUCCGAUCCGAGGCAUUCAGUUCUACGACGGCCCCAUCAACGUCCAGAACUGCACUUUCCGCAAGUUUGCGGCCCUGGAGGGCCGGCACACCAGCGCCCUGGCCUUCCGCCUGAACAACGCCUGGCAGAGCUGCCCCCAUAACAACGUCACCAACAUUGCCUUUGAGGACGUCCCGAUUACUUCCAGAGUGUUCUUCGGAGAGCCUGGACCCUGGUUCAACCAGCUGGACAUGGACGGGGAUAAGACGUCGGUGUUCCACGACGUGGAUGGCUCCGUGUCCGAGUACCCUGGCUCCUACCUCACCAAGGACGACAACUGGCUGGUCCGGCACCCAGACUGCAUCAAUGUUCCCGACUGGAGAGGCGCCAUAUGCAGCGGGCGCUACGCACAGAUGUACAUUCAGGCCUUCAAGACCAGUAAUCUGCGGAUGAAGAUCAUCAAGAAUGACUUCCCUGGCCACCCUCUCUACCUGGAGGGGGCCCUGACCAGGAGCACCCACUACCAGCAGUACCAGCCCGUCAUCACCUUGCAGAAGGGCUACACCAUCCACUGGGACCAGACGGCCCCUGCCGAGCUCACCAUCUGGCUCAUCAACUUCAACAAGGGCGACUGGAUCCGAGUGGGGCUCUGCUACCCCCGGGGCACCACCUUUUCCAUCCUCUCGGAUGUUCACAAUCGCCUGCUGAAGCAAACGUCCAAGACGGGCGUCUUCAUGAGGACCUCACAGAUGGAAAAAGUGGAGCAGAGCCAUUCUGGCAGGAGCCACUACUACUGGGACGAGGACUCGGGGCUGCUGUUCCUGAAGCUGAAAGCUCAGAACGAGAGAGAGAAGUUUGCUUUCUGCUCUAUGAAGGGCUGUGAGAGAAUAAAGAUUAAAGCUCUGAUCCCAAAGAACGCAGGCGUCAGUGACUGCACGGCCACAGCAUACCCCAAGUUCACCGAGAAGGCCAUCGUGGACGUGCCGAUGCCCAAGAAGCUCCUUGGUUCUCAGCUGAAGACCAAAGACCACUUCUUGGAGGUGAAGAUGGAAAGUUCCAAGCAGCGCUUCUUCCACCUCCUGAACGACUUUGCUUACAUCGAAGUGGAGGGAAAGAGGUACCCCCUCGUGGAAGAUGGCAUCCAGGUGGUGGUGAUUGAUGGGAGGCAUGGGCACGUGGCGAGCCAGGCGAGCUUCAGGAACGCCAUCCUGCAGGGCAUCCCCUGGCAGCUCUUCAAUUACGUGGCGGCCAUCCCUGACAAUUCCAUAGUUCUCGUGGCAUCAAAGGGAAGAUAUGUCUCCAGAGGCCCAUGGACCAGAGUGUUGGAAAGUCUCGGGGCAGACAAGGGAGUCAAAUUGAAAGAGCAAAUGGCAUUCGUCGGCUUCAAAGGCAGCUUCCGGCCCACCUGGGUGACUCUGGACACGGAGGACCAUGGUGCCAAAAUCUUCCAAGUUGUGCCCAUCCCCGUGGUGAGGAAGAAGAAGCUGUGAGGACGGCUGCCACCCGGUGCUGCCCCACGGUGGACUCUGACAGUGGACUCUUGGCGGCAGCCCAGCCCUGUCCAGCGACUGGCUGGGACGGCCAGGUGUCAACCCUGAUGCGCCACGAGCAGGAGGUCGGAGAGCCCUGGUGCUGCCACCUGCUCCUACUCAAGUGUCUACCUGCAGCCCCGGAAGGCCGUGGGCUGAGGCUGGAAACCUUUCCUUUCCUGCAGCCUCUUGGGUGCUUCUCUCCUCUCUGUGCCUCUUCAGUGGCGGGGUGGGGACCACACGAGGAGACCAGGGCUGUGCUGGCCACAGGGGGCUCUGCUGGCCACAGAGGUCCACUUUGGCGGCAGUCUUGCUCCAACUAGGAGGCAGCCUGGGGUGGGGGGGGGGCGGGGUCAUUCACCAAUGCCCAUGCUCUCAGCACACACGUAAGGGUGGUAGAUGCAGGGAAAAGAGCCCUGGUCCUAAGGAAAUCUUCACUCCUCUAAGCAAGGACUAACCUCCAUGGGAUUCAGAGCCAGCGCGCAGACAGAGCGCGCAGAGACGGAACCCGCCACCCUUUGGGAAGGGUGAGCCUGUCUCCGGAGGGCCUCAACCUUCCUGGAGACUUGGGGACCCAGGUUGGGAGCGGGACUAGGUGACUUUUAAAGGCCCUUUCAGUUCUGAGAUGCCACAAGUCUGUGGCUUUUCACAUUGUGCCUGGAACCCAGCAGUGGGUGAGAACAUUUCUUUGAGCUGCUAUCCAUCAUGCUGGGCGCUCGGGGCAUUCAGGAUGAAGCGGGAAAAGUAAUGCUUAGGGCAGGGGGCUCGCAGUCCAGCAGGAUGGGUGGCUAGGUGUAUGUGCCCUCUGAUGCCAGGUGGAGAGAACGAAAUGAGAUGGAAUGGAGGCCAAUGCCAGUUUCCAGGGGAAAGCUUAUGUACUCGGGUGGGUCAGGAAGCUUCCUGCAGGAGGAGGCCACAGGGCUGGCAGGAAUGAAGGGCAGGGGUAUUUGGGUGGGCAGGGAUGGGGCAGCCUCUGGAGUGGUUCAGAGGUUGAGCUCUUUCUGCCAGCAGCUGCCAAAGCUGGGUGACUGCAAAGCCCUUUGCCCUCAACUUGCUAGCCCAGCCAUCAUGCAGGAGCAGGAUUCAGAAGGGAGGGAUGGAGGCUCAAAGGGUUAAGGAUCUGGUGUUGUCACUGCAGUGGCUCAGGUCACUGUUGUGGCACAGGUUCAAUACCUAGCCCAGGGAUGUCCACAUGCCAUGGGUACAACGAAAAAAAAAAAAAAGAAAAAAGGGAAGAAUGGAGGGCUGAACCAGCCAGCCCCACCAGUGACUCCAAGAAAGGGUGGAGUCAAGUUGAGAAAGGUGAGCUCCCAUCUGCUCUGGGGCCCUGAGAGCCCUGCAGAGCCCCGUGGGUGUGCUCACACCUCAGUGGCUGGGGCUCCAGAGCUGGAAAGAACCUUAGGAAAUAUCUAGUCCAAAGCUUUCAUCUUAGAGAUGGGACUGAUGAGACCCCGACAGGGAAGAACCACACGGCCAGGGCAGGGCCAGGACGGGAGCCCCACUCCCAGCACUUGCUGCCAACACCACACUGCCUCAGCAGCCAUCCUGGGUGUCCAGGCACUUCUGGAGGAGCUUUCCAAUGCAGGCAAGUCCCCUUGAGGGGAAAAACAAAAUGAGCAGAAUAGAAAGAGAAUUGGCGGAUGACUGUUUCUCUCCGGACCCUCUACGCACACAAAGGCACCCUCCUCUGGGCUGUGGCGGUCCUGCAGACCCCCACUUGGCUCAAAAGACCUGCCUUCCGGAGCGGCCUCCCGCAGCUGCCACAGCUCCGUUGGUGCUACUGUCUCUGCAGGUCUUGCAGGUGCACCCAGCAGUCAGCGUCAGGGCACACGGACACAUCUUUGGUGAGCCAGCUAGGUGGCUUUCUGAGGUCUUGGAGAGCUUUCGGUCCACCCAGGCCCUCUCAGCCACUGCCUCAUAACUUUCCUUCUCCCUUGCCCACCUUGGAGAAGCCAGGAGAACUGGAAAAAAACAAAACUGUGGUUUAUACUCUCCUGAGGGACCAGGGUCGCUCUGGGUUUCUUGGUGGCUGCAACUGUCCCCUUCUCUGCCCCAACCACAAAGUCUUUUCUUCCUUGGCUCCAUCUGCCCAGCUGCAGCCAUAAGACUCAGCCUGCCGGUCCACUCACCAAGUUAGGCCAGCUGCCCAAGAGGUCCCACUAACCAGGUCUUUCAGCUGCUAGGAGGUGACUGUGGGUCUCCGCCUCUUAAGACAAGGCAGCUUCAAAGGCCCAUGUCCCAGGAAGGGCCUCUUCCAGACAGAUCAGAGGCCAUGGGAAGGAGAGUUAAAAUGACCUCAUAUUCUUCUUGUCUUUAGCUCUGUUGAGUUUUUCUGAGCUCUUAAUGCAAGGGUCUCACACUGUGAACCGCUUAGGAGGAGAUGGCCUCAGAUGGCUGGGAAUGUUGACUGUCUUUGGUUCAGGAAUGUUGCCUGUCAUGGAAAAGAUAUCUAUUUGAAAAUCCUCAGAGUUGUCCAUAUGUCUAACAGCACAGGAUCUGUGCCGAAGACUCUCCUUCUAAACCAUUCACCAAGAGCCAAGUCCAGGCAUGUUCUUGGUAGCACAAAUUUUCUUAAUGGCUUAGAAAAUUGUUCUUGUUAUUCUGUUUGCAAGCAUCAAAAUGAGUUAGGCCUUAAAAACAAACAAACAAAACAAAACAAACACACUCCUCUGAAAUGCGUGUCUUUCCUGUUGCCGAAAUAGCUGGUCCUUUUUCGGGAAUUAGAUGUACAGCGUGUUUUGUAUGUAAACAUUUCUUGUAGGCGUCACCACCGUGAACAAAGAUAUAUUUUUUAUUUAUUUAUUCUAUAUGCACUUCGAGAAGUCAUUGUCAGAGAAAUGAAGAAUUGUCUUAAAUGUCAUGUUUGGGGAUGUCCUUUGGACCGCUUGAAAGGGGUAUACCCAGAGCCUUCUGCUUGCAGCAGAGGCCAUCGGCUCUGAUUUGGAAAAUCUUGCUGUACCAUAGUAAACACACAAAGGAUGUCA